AUGUCGAAUCCCAUCAAUCGAGAUUCCGAGGACGUCUACGAAAGAGAAAGUGACCAGUCACGCGUGAAUCGAGCAUUUGCAGAUACCUCGUACGUAACCGGCGCCAACCAAGAUCAGGACGAGAUUGUUCCUGUGCAGAGCGACGAUCAACCGGUCGAGGACCCGAUAGAUCCUGCAACUGCAGAUACUAAUCGACAGUUGCGACAGGAUGAACGAGAAGCGGUGAACGAGUCCAAUAUUUUGCAGGGCGAUCGUCUUCGUCAUACGAGACCAGUCACUUCGAAUCGGUAUAACGAGGGACCUGAGGAAUCGGAUAUUCCGGAGGUGUAA
Messenger RNA from Penicillium diatomitis, 330 nucleotides. RefSeq lists its product as uncharacterized. NCBI's taxonomy places the organism in Eukaryota, Fungi, Ascomycota, Eurotiomycetes, Eurotiales, Aspergillaceae. The transcript is spliced from 2 exons. Bases 1 to 330 code for a protein of 109 amino acids. The record is from RefSeq and is a predicted model, not a curated record.